This is a messenger RNA of Fukomys damarensis (Damara mole-rat), 4227 nucleotides long. It is a transcript of the gene Nploc4, whose product is annotated as NPL4 homolog, ubiquitin recognition factor. Gene Ontology annotation, molecular function: ubiquitin binding; ubiquitin protein ligase binding. The record is from RefSeq and is a predicted model, not a curated record. Gene Ontology annotation, biological process: ubiquitin-dependent protein catabolic process. NCBI's taxonomy places the organism in Eukaryota, Metazoa, Chordata, Mammalia, Rodentia, Bathyergidae. Gene Ontology annotation, cellular component: nucleus. The transcript has 18 exons. Bases 1 to 2001 code for a protein of 666 amino acids.
AUGGCGCUGAAACUGGGGCAGGGGGGAAGAGCCCCUUCCCGCCCAGCUGCCGGCCCUGGCCUCCACCGAGGCCCGGGGUUGGUGGCGUCCUCUCCCGUCCUUUGGGCCUCUUCUGUGUCCUCCCCCCUCACGGCAGGGCCCAGUCCUGAGUCACUCCGGGGGAGCUGUCGAGGCGCGGGGCAGCCUUGGAUAAUUCGUGUCCAGUCCCCAGAUGGGGUGAAGCGGAUCACAGCCACAAAGAGAGAAACUGCUGCAACAUUUUUGAAAAAGGUCGCGAAGGAGUUUGGCUUCCAAAACAAUGGCUUCUCAGUUUACCUCAAUAGAAACAAGACUGGAGAGAUAACAGCAUCAUCUAGCAAAUCCCUCCACUUGCUGAAAAUCAAGCAUGGAGAUUUGUUGUUCCUGUUUCCCUCGAACCUUGCUGGACCUUCUUCUGAAAUGGAGACAUCAACCUCAGUAGGGGUAAAGGCCUUUGGCGCUCCCAAUGUGGUGGAAGAUGAGAUUGAUCAGUACCUCAGCAAGCAGGAUGGGAAGAUCUACAGAAGCCGGGACCCACAACUAUGCCGCCAUGGCCCCUUGGGAAAGUGUGUGCACUGCGUGCCUCUGGAGCCAUUCGACGAGGACUACCUAAACCACCUGGAGCCUCCUGUGAAGCACAUGUCCUUCCAUGCUUACAUCCGGAAGCUGACCGGAGGGGCCGAUAAGGGGAAGUUUGUUGCCUUGGAGAACAUCAGCUGCAAGAUUAAGUCAGGGUGUGAGGGACACCUCCCGUGGCCUAAUGGCAUCUGCACCAAGUGCCAACCCAGCGCCAUCACCCUGAAUAGACAGAAAUACAGACAUGUAGACAACAUUAUGUUUGAGAAUCACACUGUUGCUGACCGCUUCCUAGACUUCUGGAGGAAGACAGGAAACCAGCAUUUUGGGUACUUGUACGGACGGUACACGGAGCACAAAGACAUUCCCCUUGGCAUCAGGGCUGAGGUGGCUGCAAUUUACGAACCUCCUCAGAUUGGUACACAGAACAGCCUGGAGCUUCUGGAAGAUCCAAAAGCCGAGGUAGUUGAUGAGAUUGCUGCCAAACUUGGCCUAAGGAAGGUUGGCUGGAUAUUCACAGACCUCGUCUCAGAAGAUACUCGAAAGGGCACAGUCCGAUACAGUCGAAAUAAGGACACCUAUUUCCUGAGUUCUGAAGAGUGCAUCACUGCAGGAGACUUCCAAAACAAGCACCCCAACAUCUGUCGGCUCUCCCCCGAUGGCCAUUUCGGAUCCAAGUUUGUUACUGCAGUGGCCACAGGUGGUCCCGACAACCAGGUCCACUUUGAAGGGUACCAAGUAUCCAAUCAGUGUAUGGCACUGGUCCGUGAUGAAUGUCUGCUGCCAUGUAAGGACGCCCCUGAGCUUGGUUACGCCAAGGAAUCCAGCAGCGAGCAGUACGUGCCUGAUGUGUUUUAUAAGGAUAUAGACAAGUUUGGCAACGAGAUCACCCAGCUGGCCCGGCCCCUACCUGUGGAGUAUCUGAUCAUAGACAUCACAACAACCUUCCCCAAGGAUCCAGUUUACACUUUUUCUAUUUCACAAAAUCCAUUUCCUAUUGAAAACCGGGAUGUACUGGGUGAGACACAGGACUUCCACAGUUUGGCCACCUAUUUGUCUCAGAAUACUUCGUCUGUGUUCCUGGAUACCAUCUCAGAUUUCCACCUCUUGCUGUUUCUGGUCACCAAUGAAGUCAUGCCUCUGCAGGACAGCAUCAGCCUGCUACUGGAGGCAGUGAGGACCAGAAAUGAGGAGCUGGCACAGACGUGGAAGAAGUCUGAGCAGUGGGCCACCAUCGAGCAGCUGUGUAGCACUGUUGGUGUGCAGCUCCCAGGUCUCCAUGAAUACGGCGCUGUCGGAGGCUCCACACACGCUGCCACCACCUCCAUGUGGGCCUGUCAGCACUGCACCUUCAUGAACCAGCCGGGCACGGGGCACUGUGAGAUGUGCAGCCUUCCCAGGACCUAAGGCUCCGGCUCUCUGCUGUGUGGACUGGGACAGACCAGCCCUCUGAAGUCAGGAGUGUUACAUGUCCCCUGUAUGGCCAAAGCCAGCAGCCCUGCAGCGACAGGACCAGCUGCCCUGGUGUCUUGGACCCACCAAAGCUUCUCAGCUCUGAUCCUGGAGUGGUGGCUCUGGCAGGUGUGCUGGGCCUGAACACAGCCAACUGGAAAUGCCGAGCAGCCCUGCCUAGGAAUACCCCACACGCCUUGCACAGUGCACAGCCCCACCGUAGUGGAAGGACCAGGCACCGCCACAUUCUCACCUGGGGAGGGCUCCUGCCACCAGUUUUCCUUUCCUCUCAGUGCUUUCUGUUCUGUUCUUCACACCCCACCCCACCCCUGUCUGUUUGGUUGGGAGCUCUUGGCUGCCUCUUACUUCUAUUGCUCUGGAGUAGGGCCCCUGUGUCGAAGAGGGCCACAUCCCUCCCAUGUGAGUGGCUGUCAUCUGCUGGGAUUAUGUGUGGCCAGGCUACAGCCUCCUAGGGUAGACCUGCAAAUUAGCGGCUGCCUUCCCUUCUCUCACCCAGCAACCAGGUGGGAUUUUAAAGUCUGCAUUGGUUGUAAUAACAGUUACUAGUAAUUUGUGCCCCAGAAAACUUUUAUUUAUUGUUUUUAAUAUAAAACUGCACAAAAGGGAGGGAGAGAGAUUAGACUAGUGUCUUCUUCCCUCCUUCAGUGCAGCCCCUCUGGGUGUUCAGGGUGGUGAGUAGGCAGGGGCCACCGUCAGUUCGCCUCACAAACCUCAGUGCCUGAGACUUUUCUACCAAGCCACAUAGUUGUGGCAACUGGUAAUGUGGGUAGCUGAGCAACGGUAGUGGUGGCCCUCCCUCCCUGGCAGGUGGCUCCUCCAGACAGCUGGGAGGGUGAGCACUGGGGCUUUGGUCCUCUCUCCCCAACAUUGUCCCUCUCCCCACGGCCUCUGUGCUGUGGCCAUUGAAAUGGGCCUGGAGUAGAGCGCCUUGUGGACCUCUGGGGCCUGACCAGGUGAUAGAGUGUGAAGUCCAGCAACCCAGAACAGGUUCCAGUGGUCCCGAGUGUGCUGUGUGGCUGUGGUUUGGCCCUUUCCAGGCGAGCUGUGAGCAUCUUAAUGCCUCUUUGCCUUAAUGAGAGCCAAAUCAGCUGUGCUGGCCCUGGGAAAGGCCCACCCAGCGGCAGGUAGUUGGGAAACUGUCGCCCUGGAGUAAUGAGCCCACGAAGUCCUCCCAUCCUUGGUCCUAUGGACAGAAACCUGGCCUGCUUGCCGUGCCAUGGCGUGGCUGUUCCCGGCACUCUCAGUCUGCUUGCUGUGGGAUCUCAUGAAGGCUGCUAUUUCAUUCGCUCCUGGGGCUAUGGGGCUAUGGGCCUAUUGGGUUAGGUCAGCCCAGGGCCACUGGGGGUCAGAGGAGGUGGGAAGUAGCCAGGUGAGUUGUCUCUGCCAGUGUGCAGUGGAGAUGGUGCCAAGGCAGGCUGUCUGGCCUGCCUCCUGGAGCUGCCUUGACUGGGCCUUCGUCCUCCUCUGUCUUCCCCGCACUCUCAGAUCAGCUGUGAGACUGGAUGCUGUGCUGGUUGCUCACCUGCUUCCAAGGCCAUUCAUGCCAGCUGGGGCAGCCCCUGGACAGUGCAGGCUCCCAGAGACCUUGCUGCCACUGCUACCAUUGUCUCCUCUCCCACUCACUUGUCAUUAUCACCAAGUUCAUUUCCUUUUCUCUUCAACCAAUAUUUUUCUUGCUCUGAAGUUCUGGCAUCCACAUAGUUCAUGUUUUCUUUUGUCUUUUAGCUAAAGAAAAAGUGUUGUGAUUUCUCUGCUUAUGGUUUUGAGUUACUCUUUGUUCAGUAAUGCACUUUAUUUUAUUGUCCAAAGAGAGUCAAGCUAAUGCUACCAGCUGGUGAGCCCUACUGAGGGUUAGGCCUGGCUGCUCACCUCUUACACGGGAGUGGCUCUGGCCUUGCCUUGAAUCCCCUGUGGACAUCCUCGCUCAUGCCAGCAGGUACCAUAGCCCAGAGAGGGGUGCCUGAGUGCACACUCAGUGAAUACAGCAGCUGCCGAGGUCUGGCCCCACUCACCCAGCCCAACUCCGACAGUCUGCUUCUGGGACAUAGGUGCUCUGCUUCGGCUCUGCUUUGGGCUCACAGGUAUAUGUUGGCUGGGUCUGAACUAGCAUUACUUUGACCCCAGCCUUGCAGUGGAACCUAAUAAAGCACCUGAAGCGAC